AUGGCGGAGCUGCGGCCUAGCGGCGCCCCCGGCCCCACCGCGCCCCCGGCCCCCGGCCCCAGUGCCCCUCCGGCCUUUGCCUCGCUUUUUCCCCCUGGACUGCACGCCAUCUACGGAGAGUGCCGCCGCCUCUACCCCGACCAGCCGAACCCGCUCCAGGUCACCGCUAUCGUCAAGUACUGGUUGGGCGGUCCAGACCCCUUGGACUAUGUUAGUAUGUACAGAAACAUGGGGAGUCCUUCUGCCAACAUCCCGGAGCACUGGCACUACAUCAGCUUUGGCCUGAGUGAUCUCUAUGGAGACAGCAGAGUCCAUGAGUUUACAGGAACAGAGGGACCUAGCGGUUUUGGCUUUGAGUUAACAUUUCGUCUGAAGAGAGAGACUGGGGAGUCUGCCCCACCAACAUGGCCAGCAGAGCUGAUGCAGGGCCUGGCCCGAUACGUGUUCCAGUCAGAAAACACCUUCUGCAGCGGCGACCACGUGUCUUGGCAUAGCCCUUUGGAUAACAGUGAGUCAAGAAUCCAGCACAUGCUGCUGACAGAGGACCCACAGAUGCAGCCUGUGCAGACCCCCUUUGGGGUCGUUACCUUUCUACAGAUUGUGGGUGUCUGCACUGAGGAACUACACUCAGCCCAGCAGUGGAAUGGGCAGGGCAUCCUGGAGCUUCUGAGGACAGUACCCGUUGCCGGCGGCCCGUGGCUGAUAACGGACAUGCGGAGGGGAGAGACCAUAUUUGAGAUCGACCCACACCUGCAACAGGAGAGAGUUGACAAAGGCAUCGAGACAGACGGCUCCAACCUGAGUGGCGUCAGUGCCAAGUGUGCCUGGGAUGACCUCAGCCGGCCUCCCGAGGACGACGAGGACAGUCGGAGCAUCUGCAUCGGCACGCAACCCCGGAGGCUCUCUGGCAAAGACACUGAGCAGAUCCGAGAGACCCUGAGGAGAGGACUGGAGAUCAACAGCAAACCUGUUCUUCCACCAAUCAACUCUCAGCGGCAGAAUGGCCUCACCCAUGACCGGGCCUCGAGCCGCAAAGACAGCCUGGAGAGUGACAGCUCCACAGCCAUUAUUCCACACGAGCUGAUCCGCACACGGCAGCUUGAGAGUGUACAUCUGAAAUUCAACCAGGAGUCAGGAGCUCUCAUUCCUCUCUGCCUAAGGGGCAGGCUUCUGCACGGACGGCACUUUACCUAUAAGAGUAUCACAGGUGACAUGGCCAUUACGUUUGUCUCCACGGGAGUGGAAGGUGCCUUUGCCACUGAGGAGCAUCCUUACGCGGCUCACGGACCCUGGUUACAAAUUCUGUUGACUGAGGAGUUUGUAGAGAAAAUGUUGGAGGAUUUAGAAGAUCUGACUUCUCCUGAGGAAUUCAAGCUUCCCAAAGAGUACAGCUGGCCUGAAAAGAAACUCAAAGUCUCCAUCCUGCCCGACGUGGUGUUCGACAGUCCAUUGCACUAGCCUGGGCUGGGCCCUGGAGGGGCCAAAGGGAGCCCAGCUGCUCCCAGUGUGACAACUGACUGCGUCAAGGAGACUCCCACAAAUAAAAGGACAAAUGUGAGGAUGAUUGCACAGUGCCACGCCACAGCCUGAGGGAAUGCCUACACGGGCCCCAGGCCCCACCUCACCUCUGGCGCGCAGGGGCCUCGCCCUCAGUGGGCCAAGCCCAUGUGACCAGGCCCUCAUGCUAAUGGGCCAGUGAGCUGGCACCUGUAAGCCCUCCCACCUGCAGCCACCACAAGUCCUUGCUGGAAGUUUGACUGUGGAGCCUUGAUGUGCCCCCGGGUGGAGACAGGCCUCACUGUCACGUGCCCCUGCCACACAGCCCAGUGCAGAGCCCACGUGUGGAUGUGCGGCCCCCUCAACCCCUGCAAGCCUUUGCUUGUCAGGCUGCUCCAGCCAUGGAACAAUUCCUCCCGUCAUGUUUGCUUUUCCUCUUCCUUAUUUUUUGUUGUAGAAACCGGAUGGUAUUUUUAUCGUUCUGCAGAGAUGUCCAGAAGCCAUGUAUAUAAUGAUUUUUAAACAGAACUUUAUUCCUAAAUGAACUUUAUAAUUCUCUUACACAGGGGUCUGCACCCCCUACCAGAGAAGGUGCCUGGUGAUGCCUUGUCAGCCCUGGGUCCUGGAGGAGCCGGCUCCAAGGAAGGGUUUUACUUUCCAGCUGGGCUGGAGGAGCCUGGGGCGGGAGAAAAGUGAUGCACUCUCCAAGCACCUUUGGUUCCAGUUUAGCUACAGCCAGAUAGCACUGUCUUCCAAGUGAACUGGGCCCCCACAAGGUCCUGGGGACUUCAGGGACUCAAAAGAUAUGGUGGCCCUGGCUUCAUCAUCUAGUUCCUUUUCUACCCAACCUAUCAAGGAGAGGGUAAGGCCCAUCGCCUUAUGGAUUCCCCAUCUGCUACUCAGGGCGUGGGUCUCUAGCUCUUUGACAGCCCCAUCCUUUUUCUUGUUCUCUGGCUUCCCAGCCCCCAGGCUGCAGGUCUCUGGCUCAGUACAAACUGAACAGUCAACCUUUCAUCGUCCCGUUCACUUCGAUUUUGCUGUUGCUGCCGUCUGCCCCCCGGCCUCCCCACAUCCAUUCUUUUCCUCAUCUUCCAUCCUUGUCUCUUUUCCUGCAGCCGGGCAUCUUGUGGGGCUCAGGCCCUUACCCCCAGUACUGUAGACCUCUGUCUGCCUCCCACAAGCCUGCCUGUGUCCGGCCCACAGUUUUGACGUUGCUCUUUUGGAAUCCUGACUCCUGACCCAGAAUCAGCAAGCUCCAGGUCUUACUCCAGGACUGCUGUUCCACCGUCAUCCUUCAGUUCCUCUCCAAAGCAAAGCCAUUUGUCUGUCAGAGAUUUUGCAGGGAUCCCCCUGCCCCAUCUGCUUUCACCACCCACACAGGCACUAUCGGGAUACUCUAGGAGGGCAACAGGUGCAGGAUCCUUCUGAUGAGAGAUCCAGCCAAAAACUGCCUCUAGGGAUGGAUCAUGAAGGCUCUGGCUAGGCUCUCUAGGGAGCAGGAGUUGGACCUCCAAGGAGCCAGUAGGUCGGCUCCCUUCUACACACCCCAAGGCUAUCUGAUUAACUUCAUCAAACUCAGCACUUCUUUGAGGCAGAACCACCUGGAACAUCUGGGAAAGGCUGGCUGCAGGCCCCCAGCAGCCAAGACUCGAGCCUAGGGCCACAGCUGUUCUUGCUGCCCUGGAACUUUUCCACAAGGACACUUUCUGGCCAUUGCCCCCCAUAGCAGCCCUGCCUUUGAUGCUCUUACGUCCUGGUAUUUUAUGGGCAGAGAGAUGCUAUCAAUUGGCCCCAUUUCUUGCCAUCUUGAACACUGUCUCCCCCAAUUCUCCCUUCCUGAAAAGACCUGCCUAAAGUUUCCCUGCUGCAACCUGCCCUUCCCUCGUUUGGGGGUGAGGGUGCAAGUUUGAAGCUAAGCUUUGUCAUCAAUAUGUGAGGGGUCUGGUCAACAACUUGCCCGAGGCCUGCAGGAUGUUUCUAGAUGGAUCGUUGGUUUGUGGUCCCGUUCUUGGGGAGCUGGGGAUGGCAAAGAAGCUCCAGAUGAGAACCCCAGGAAGCCUGGGGCCUCAUGAGCAGUCCCCCGCGUUUCCCACAGUGCACUGGCUCCAGAAGAGCAGCAGGCUUCAGCCAGCUCUGGCCAGGCCUCCUUUCCCUUGGGCUCUGGUUUCGUCUAGAGGUAUCUCAGGGAGGAGGGUCUCCAUUCAACUGCUGGCUGGAAAGAAGGGAUGUUAGGACAUGUUCUGAUGCUUGGCAAAGGGUUGCUUCUUUUCCUCCCUGCAGCCCUUGACAUGUCAUGAUUAGGACACCCUUCUCCCUCUGUCUACCUUUUGGCGGCUUCCUCCAGGCUUUCCGUGUCCUGCUCUGACCCUUUCUGUCCCUAGUGCUAGAGCUUCUGAGAAGGGGUGCCUCCUGUGCUGCAUGCCUGCUACCUAAAGCUACCGGUCUGUUGUGGACUACAAGAGGGUGGUGAUGCCACCUGCCAUUCUGUAGUGACAGGGAGGUUCCUGCAGGGUCUCACACCGGCCAGGGAGCCGGUACUCUUCCUCUUCCAGAGAUUGGGGAGGUCUUGGGACAGUGCUACAGGGCUUGAACAUUUGAAACCAGACCCUAGGUCUAGGACUAGAUCUUGAGAUUGAGUUGAGAGCAAGGAGAAAACGAUGAAGGUUGGUGCCCCCGUGGGGCAAACCAGCAGAGAACUCCUGGAACUGUAUUUUUUUACUUGGUCUUCCCUCUCUAGCCCCCAAGCCCUCAGUACCAGGUAAGGUACCUGGGUCCCUGUUACAAGUCAGGAGCCCUGUAGAGAGACCCCCUCCUUUUGUAUAAAUACCCGAAUGCUGCAAUAAGCAGACUUUUGUAAAUUUUUAUAUUAGUUUUUAAUGUCAGUGGCGACUCGGUUCCUGCGGCUGCAGCUAGCUCAGGACUUUUGUAAGAAUUGUGAGUGACUCACUUAGAGGUUGUUCCUCCAUGUCCCCUCUUCCUCUGUAUAAUCUAAGUGCAUUAAACAUACCUGCAGAA
This is a messenger RNA of Jaculus jaculus (lesser Egyptian jerboa), 4512 nucleotides long. It is a transcript of the gene Sufu, whose product is annotated as SUFU negative regulator of hedgehog signaling. Bases 1 to 1458 code for a protein of 485 amino acids. The transcript has 12 exons. Gene Ontology annotation, molecular function: transcription factor binding. The record is from RefSeq and is a predicted model, not a curated record. Gene Ontology annotation, cellular component: nucleus; cytoplasm. NCBI's taxonomy places the organism in Eukaryota, Metazoa, Chordata, Mammalia, Rodentia, Dipodidae.